This is a messenger RNA of Saprolegnia diclina VS20, 1095 nucleotides long. RefSeq lists its product as hypothetical. NCBI's taxonomy places the organism in Eukaryota, Oomycota, Saprolegniomycetes, Saprolegniales, Saprolegniaceae. The coding region runs from base 138 to 929 and encodes 263 amino acids. The record is from RefSeq and is a predicted model, not a curated record. The transcript is spliced from 5 exons.
CCCCACAGAUUCUGGUAGCCUGAACAAAGGCGCACGGAAGGACGCCAUUGUUGUGUGCUGGCAGCAGGAACGCUUUCCAGAGUCGUGAUUCGUGGUUCCUGGCCGACUACCGAAAUAGUAUUCAAAAGAUUCGCCCCAUGAAGGCGGCGCCGUCCGAGGGCCUGCCGCUCUACCUCGUCGUGGCCGGCGGCUGCCUCUUGGUGCUCGUCGUCCUCUGGAAGCUCGCGAGCCGACGCGGCCGGCGCCAGUACCAUGCCCCGCUCGCCGUCGCCAAUGGCACGUUCGCCGAAAACAUCCAUCGCCGCAAGCACGACCUCAACCGGUAUAUCGAGACGCUGCAGAGGAAGCUGCAGGUGCGCCAGGCGCAGCUCAAGAUGCACGACCACGUUGAAGAGCUCUUGACGGCCCGCGCCGCCAUGGAGGCGCAGAGCUACCCGUCCAUGGCCAAGGACGACACGGAUAACGACAACGAUCCAACCUGGGCCGCGAUACUCGCGCGCGGGCGCGAGCUCUAUGGCGAUGCGUGGGACCACAGCAAGGACGGGGCGCCGCCUCUCAAGGAGCAAAUGCAGUUGCACAAGACGGAGCUACUCGCGUCGGCGACACCGCGCAAGGAUCCCGACGAUAAGCUCAAGAAGACGAUUGCUCGCCAGAACCAAGCUGCCUUGCUCGUCCAGCAGCAGGUGCUUCGCACGGCGCGGAAGGACACGAACCGCCAUCCAAUGUCCGUCAUCCCGGUGGCCCAGAGCCAAUGGAAGUCGCAGCGAAAGUGCGGCGGACGUUCGAUGGAGCCCGCGCCGGCGUCGCCUCGCAAGGCCAACGCGGACGGUAAAGGCUGGAGUCGAGGCAACGUCGCUGCGCCUCCGACGGCGCCAACGCCCGGCGUGCCCAAGCUCAACUUGGCGGCGCUUCGAAGCCAAUCAGAGUAAAAGUACUACGCCAAUACAAGAGAGUAUAGAUGGAGGCUACGUAGUUUCUAUUCCUUCUGGCGCUUCGAUGGCGUCUUCUCGUCCUUCUCCUUGCUCUUUCGCUUGCCCUUCUUCAGUGUCCGGGGCGCGCUCCCGCCUGGAAUGCACUCCUUGACAAACACUUCGA